AGUGACUACAGGAAGUGUGGUGUUGUGUGUGUAUGUUUUUCAGGCGGUGGUGUAGCGAUUAAAGCUAGCUACAACAAAGUGCAACCAUAGGAGCUAACGUGAAGCUAGACCUACACCAGUUUGUCGGCAUGACGUCCCCGGCAAAGUUAUUUGAAAAAUAUGUUGGGUGACAUGUUUUAGUAUCUUUUUUUUUAAAUCAGAAAACGACCUCGCGGACUAAGCACUAGCUAGAAGCUGAGUAGUAUGCUGGACGUGGGAAAGUGGCCAGUGUUUGCACUUCUUCCUCCUGAGGAACUCCGGCUUAUCCGGCAGGCUUGUGUAUUUGGCAGUGCUGCAAAUGAAGCCCUCUAUGUCACAGUUAAUGAUGAGGUCUUUGCUUUAGGGACUAACUGUAGCGGCUGUUUAGGGCUUGGAGAUCUUCAAAGCACUAUUGAGCCACGCAGGAUUGAUGUCUUGUGUGGAAAGAAGAUUGUGUCUCUAAGCUAUGGAACGGGGCCACAUGUGGUUAUCGCCACUGCAGAUGGAGAAGUGUAUGCCUGGGGCCACAAUGGCUACAGCCAACUCGGAAAUGGCACCACCAACCACGGGCUGACCCCUGCCCUGGUGUCCACUAAUCUCCUCAGCAAGAGAGUGACAGAAGUGGCCUGUGGCUCCCACCACACUAUUGCCCUCACAACUGAUGGAGAGGUGUACGCGUGGGGUUACAACAACUCUGGACAAGUUGGUUCAGGUUCUACUGCCAACCAGCCGACACCGCGUCGGGUCAGCAGCUGCCUGCAAAACAAGAUUGUGGUAAACAUAGCCUGUGGACAGCUCUGCUCUAUGGCUGUACUGGACAACGGAGAGAUCUAUGGUUGGGGCUAUAAUUGCAAUGGACAGCUAGGUUUGGGCAAUAAUGGAAACCAGCAGACACCAUGCCGAAUCGCUGCCCUCCAGGGUGUAAACAUUGUACAGGUCGCUUGUGGAUAUGCACACACGUUGGCACUGACAGAUGAGGGAUUUGUUUAUGCUUGGGGUGCCAACUCAUACGGGCAGUUGGGAACAGGCAAUAAGAGUAACCAAGCGCUCCCCACUCCUAUAAACACAGACAAGGAGAGGAUAGUCGAAGUGGCUGCAUGUCACACCAGUCACACGUCAGCAGCCAAGACACAGAGUGGACAAGUUCUGAUGUGGGGUCAGUGUCGAGGUCAGGCUGUAGCCAGUCCCCAUCUCACACAUUUCAGCAGCACUGAUGAUGUGUUCGCUUGCUUUGCCACACCGGCAGUCACGUGGCACCUCCUCUCAGUAGAUGGUGAUGAUUACCUCACAGUUGCCCAGUCUUUGAAGAAGGAGUUUGACAGUCCAGAUAUUUCUGAUCUGAAGUUCUUGGUUGAUGGGAAGUGCAUCCAUGUUCACAAAGCUCUGCUAAAAAUCAGGUGUGAGCAUUUCCGAACACUGCUGAAUGAAUCUGACCAGGAUGCUAUAGAAAUUCAUCAGUUCUCAUACUUGGUGUACAGAGCCUUCUUGGAGUAUCUCUACACUGACACUAUAAACCUGCCACCAGAGGACGCUAUUGGGUUGCUUGACUUGGCCACGUUCUACCGAGAAACAAGACUGAAGAGGCUGUGCCAGGAAACGAUCAAGAGAGGCAUUUCUGAAGAAAACGCCAUCACUCUGCUCUCUGCUGCUGUCAAGUAUGAGGCGCGGGACCUGGAGGAAUUCUGCUUCAAGUUUUGUGUCAACCACCUAACGGCUGUCACGCAGACCCAGGCCUUUGCCGACAUGGAUCACGACCUGCUCAAGAACUUCAUUAGUAAAGCCAGUCGCUACGGGGCCUUCAAAAACUGACUACUGGGCCCCUGUUGUGAUGUAUUCAGCACAUUAAAGUUUAAUCUCAGUGACGAGAGUCCAUUCUAGACCAAAGUAAACACCCAGCAGAUCAGCGCCUCAAACACGUGGCACUAAGGAUGUAAAUACCUGAGAGGUAAAUGGUUUAAGGCCCCACUCACCAAGUGAUUCUUCUUUGUUACCGUUCUGAAGCUAGCCCAAACACGGUGCUUGGUUGGAACAUAGAUACAGGUUUAUGCCACUAGUCCUGUAACAAGCACACAAUGCUGAGGCUGAAUAAAAGGAUGUGCCACACUGGUCAAGGUUUACCAAGACAGCCAGUACGUGGACAUGUCACAGUAAUCAGCUUGGACUGGAUACCUGAAAAUGCUGAACAUACUAAACGUAAUCUGUUGUGAUAGAAUUGUUUGAUUUGGUAUUUGAAUCGUUUUUAUCAUGCUGCCCUUUUAACAGUUCCUAAUGCAAUCAGUAUGUUGUAAGUUAUCUGCGGUCAGCAUAGACAGGAUCUAAAAAUUAACCAAGUCAGCUAUACAUGAACUCUUCACAUUGUGCUGCUUUUCUUUGAAGCCUUCAUUCUAAAAUGUUCUGGAUUUGGAGGCAUUUUAUGAGGGAAACACAUGUAAAACUGCAACCUGUUUCCCCCCCAUUUGUUUUUGUUUUUAUCUGCUUUAUGAUUAUAUUUGUUAAGCUCUCAUAACAUAUUUUGCCACUUUUUUAAAGUUUCAGUUAUUCUUCAGUUCUUCAUAUACCAACUUGUGGUCUGACAUUUGUGUUCACUAACUUUUGCACUUUUUUGCUGUAGAAAGUUGUUUUUCCCACCAUAUGCUGACUGAUAGGAAAAGGAGCAGUGAGUGAAAAGAGAGCAUGCUAUUGCAUGUGUACUUGUACAGUUGUUCAGACUAACCCUCUCUAUGCAGCUGGAAACAAAGUGACUUUCACAAACGUGUUGAGUCUUGUGUACACUGUACAGUAGAUGCAGCUGAUUUUUUACAGCUGCAUUUCAUUGUAUGUUUACAGAUUUUUUUUGUUAAUUGUGUUUUUGUUUUUUUAAUUAUUGCUAUUCUUAACAUAUUGGCAGCAAGCUUCUGUUCCCUUUUUACAAGAUUUUUGCUUUUUUAAUAUGCAUCUCUGGAUAGUAAAUAGUUGUGCCAACUCACUUCGUUGGAGCUCAAGUCUAAUAAAGGGCCUCAUGGUCUUUAAAUGCA
This is a messenger RNA of Pundamilia nyererei, 3032 nucleotides long. It is a transcript of the gene rcbtb2, whose product is annotated as regulator of chromosome condensation (RCC1) and BTB (POZ) domain containing protein 2. Lineage: Eukaryota; Metazoa; Chordata; Actinopteri; Cichliformes; Cichlidae. The coding region runs from base 244 to 1827 and encodes 527 amino acids. Gene Ontology annotation, molecular function: protein binding. The transcript has 12 exons. The record is from RefSeq and is a predicted model, not a curated record.